GUACAUUUACUAAGGCAUAGUGGGCGGAAGGACAGCGGUAGCCUAAAUCCGGCUAACGACAUUUCUGAAGCAUCUUCUUUGUUUACUCCGCCAAACACUCCCUUAAUUUCUAUGCAUACGCUUCUCUUCCACCACAACCACUGCUUCCCACUUCAUCGCAUUCUCCUCACUCCUCCCUCCGCCGCAAUGAGUUCCGCCGUCGCGCUCCCCUCGGUUUCUCUCUCCAAAUCCGCAUUCAGCGACACCGAUUCCUUCAGGAGCUCCGUCAGCCUGGGAUUCAGAAAUGAGAUCCGGAGUUUGUCGCGGCUUAAUUUGGGGAAAUCUAGGGUUUCCAUGAGCGCCGCCGUCGGAUCGGAGGCGGCGGUCGUCGAUGAUGCAUUGUUCAAGGACUAUAAGCCUUCUACUGCUUUCCUCUUCCCCGGCCAGGGUGCACAAGCUGUUGGAAUGGGAGUGGAGGCUCAAAAGGUGCCUGCUGCAGCUGAAUUAUACAAGAGAGCUAAUGAUAUUUUAGGGUUCGACCUUUUGGAUAUUUGCAUUACUGGGCCAAAAGAGAAGCUUGAUUCCACUGUCCUAAGCCAGCCGGCUAUCUAUGUUACAAGUUUAGCAGCAGUUGAGGUGCUUCGAGCUCGCGAUGGAGGUCAGCAAAUAAUUGACUCUGUUGAUGUCACAUGUGGUCUAAGCUUAGGAGAAUACACGGCCCUUGCAUUUGCUGGAGCAUUCAGCUUUGAGGAUGGGCUUAAGCUAGUCAAGUUAAGGGGUGAGGCAAUGCAGGACGCCGCUGAUGCUGCUCAAAGUGCCAUGGUUAGUAUUAUUGGACUAGACUCUGAUAAAGUGCAGGCACUCUGCGAUGCUGCGAACGAAGAUGUAGACGAAGCAAAUAAAGUUCAAAUUGCCAAUUUCUUGUGCACUGGAAACUAUGCUGUCUCCGGGGGCCUUAAAGGAAUUGAAGCAGUUGAAGCAAAGGCAAAAGCAUUUAAAGCUCGAAUGACAGUCCGGUUAGCCGUUGCCGGAGCUUUCCACACGGGUUUUAUGGAGCCUGCUGUAUCAAGAUUAGAAGCAGCUUUGGCAUCAACAGUAAUCAGAAAACCAAGAAUACCAGUCAUAUCCAACGUUGAUGCAGAGCCACAUGCCGUCCCAGAAACAAUCAAGAAAAUACUGGCUCGCCAGGUGACCUCUCCCGUCCAAUGGGAGACAACCGUGAAGACCUUGUUGAGCAGAGGAUUGAAAAAAAGCUAUGAAUUAGGACCAGGGAAGGUGAUAGCUGGCAUUGUGAAAAGGAUGGAUAAAGGAGCUGUCAUUGAGAACAUUGGUGCCUAAAGCAUCUGCUUCUUCGAGCCUUUUGAGCUGCUUUUUGCCGAAACCUAUCUGUGUAGGCAAAUGGGACGUAAGCAAUAAACGGUUAUGUUUUGCGAUAUUAAAGUGAGAGCUUGAUAUACAUUGGUCCAUAUUUGUGGAUAAUUUAUUGAGUUUCUUCCAACUUUCA
Salvia splendens (bonfire salvia) is the source of this 1483-nucleotide messenger RNA. Its product is annotated as malonyl CoA-acyl carrier protein transacylase. The record is from RefSeq and is a predicted model, not a curated record. Gene Ontology annotation, molecular function: [acyl-carrier-protein] S-malonyltransferase activity. The coding region runs from base 112 to 1317 and encodes 401 amino acids. The transcript has 10 exons. NCBI's taxonomy places the organism in Eukaryota, Viridiplantae, Streptophyta, Magnoliopsida, Lamiales, Lamiaceae.